Aricia agestis (brown argus) is the source of this 1101-nucleotide messenger RNA. RefSeq names its product ADP-ribose pyrophosphatase, mitochondrial-like. The record is from RefSeq and is a predicted model, not a curated record. Bases 215 to 1033 code for a protein of 272 amino acids. Gene Ontology annotation, molecular function: ADP-ribose diphosphatase activity. The transcript is spliced from 4 exons. NCBI's taxonomy places the organism in Eukaryota, Metazoa, Arthropoda, Insecta, Lepidoptera, Lycaenidae.
UUUGAUAUCCACUUGGUCUCUUUCACUAAGGUCUCUUUGAACUUUGGUUUUGGAGGAAAUAAAAUAUAACUUUCUUGUUUUUAUUAUUAUAAUUGCAAAAUUUAUGAAAUUAAAGUCUCAAAUUUAAUUUCGCACUUUCAAUGUAUGUACCUACUUCAUUACAAUUUUUUGCAAGUUUAUUAGUUUUGUUUAAAGUGUUUUAUGAACACACACAAUGAUGCAUGUAAAGUGUCGUUCGGGCUUAUACCCUCGUUCCCUCGUACAAAGAUUUGCUGUACCAGACUCUAAAGUAUCUUGGAGUACUGAGUAUAAAGAGUAUGAUCCACCAUCACAUACGGAUCCAGGAAUAGAUGGCAAGCCUUGGGCUGACCCAGAAAUCGUCAGGCCUGGUUUUACACCGAAAUGGAAUAACAUUGAUGGAAAAGUCAACAGAAAAAGUUACAUGGGACCAUACAAAAUAGUAAACAGCUAUCCACUAAAUCCAAUUGGACGCACAGGAUUACAAGGAAGAGGUGUUUUAGGAAGAUGGGGCCCAAACCAUGCAGCCGACCCCAUUGUUACAAGAUGGAAGAAAAUUGAAAAUGGUGCUAAUCACAAUGACAAAUCAAUACUACAAUUUGUGGCAAUCAAACGUCGAGAUACAGGAGAGUGGGCAUUACCAGGAGGCAUGGUUGAUCCGGGUGAGAAAAUUUCCACUACUGCCAUCAGGGAGUUUGAGGAGGAAGCUAUGAAUUCUCUUGAAACUUCUGAAAGUGAGAAAGAGAUUUGGAGAAUCAAAUUUAAAGAAUUUUUCAGUACUGGCAUUGAGAUAUACUCCGGUUAUGUUGAUGAUCCUAGAAAUACAGACAAUGCUUGGAUGGAGACAACAGCAUACAAUUAUCAUGAUGAAACUGGUUCUGUUGUCGGUUCCCUCCAACUGAAAGCUGGUGAUGAUGCUGUGGGUGUUAAAUGGGUGGACAUUACACCAGAAUUGAAUCUGUACGCAAGUCACAAAGACAUGGUCAAUGCAGUCUUAGCUCUUCGGUGUAAAUAAAAUUUACAAUGUUUGAAAAUGUUAUACCUGCAAUACAAAUCAGUGUAUAAAAACGAAAGACCUCUGUA